AUGGCCCAACACAACCCUGACAACUCAGACUCCAUCUACACUGCUCAUUUAAUCAAUCAGAUCCAUGUGAACCUCGAUUUGCUCCUACAGCAAGCUAAGAUCUCUCGCGACAAAGUUGGGAUCAUCAAGGAAGCUCUUCCUCAAUCCUCCAGCCGUGCCCACUCAGCCUUACCCGAGCCAUCCUUUCCACACGGCAGGGCUCCUUCUUUGCCUCAACCGACGCCCAUCACCCAAAACGGACACCCUCAAUCUCAUUCUCAUUCUCAGCCCUCUCCCCACCAUUUACCAUCUUCUGUGACAGCACCACCACCACCACCACUGGCCCAUCAACCACCCCAGCAAUAUAAGCAAGCCAGAGCCUUAUGGGCUUACCACGGCUCAGCAGCUGAUGAUCUGAGCUUCGAGAAGGGGGAGAUCAUCGUCAUUUUAGCCGAAGAGAAUCCUGACUGGUGGCGAGGGCAGGUUUUGAACAGCCAGCAACCCGGCGGGCUCUUUCCUAGCAACCAUGUCGAAGUGAUUUCGCCGCCGUUACAAUCCACCCAUUCACCAAGCCCACAAUAUCGGCACCACCAAUCCAUCGCUCCUUACCCGCCCGGACCACCUCAAGGUAAUCCGGGAUGUCAAUCACCUGCAUACAGUCAAGCGCCUCAGUACGGCGAUUAUAAAGCACCACAGGCUGCUCCGCCUCCACCCUUACAGCACACUCAGAGUGCCCCCCCGGUGAAUAUCACUGUUGAGAAACCCAAGAAAAAUUUACUCCAGGGUAGAUUCGGGCAAGCAUUGGCUGGUGGAGCAGGUUUUGGAGCCGGAUCAGCGGUGGCAACCCAUGUUGUCAACGCGAUCCUCUGA
Puccinia triticina is the source of this 849-nucleotide messenger RNA. RefSeq lists its product as uncharacterized. Gene Ontology annotation, cellular component: ESCRT-0 complex. The record is from RefSeq and is a predicted model, not a curated record. The coding region runs from base 1 to 849 and encodes 282 amino acids. Gene Ontology annotation, molecular function: protein binding. NCBI's taxonomy places the organism in Eukaryota, Fungi, Basidiomycota, Pucciniomycetes, Pucciniales, Pucciniaceae. Gene Ontology annotation, biological process: protein transport to vacuole involved in ubiquitin-dependent protein catabolic process via the multivesicular body sorting pathway. The transcript is spliced from 5 exons.